AUGUUUCGCUGCACUGGCUAUGGCGAGUGUUCCAUGGUAUUUACGCGGUCUGAGCAUCUGGCCCGACAUGUUAGGUGAGUCUGCAGCCGCACUUGGGCGUUGACUGCACGGGCUAGGCGCGCCCCCACGGCCCUGCGCGGCCUCACGAGUCGGGACCGACCCAGCCACGAUCGAUUCCGAGCACCGGAUGACCGGGGCCUCCGAGUCGGCCGACGCCGCCGGGACCUUGGAGAUCGCGCUGUAGACCGUUCUCAAGCCUGAUCUGGGGCACAAGAACUCUUUUUGGAUGAUGCCCUCGACUAGUGUCAUGCUUGAAGUCUGACGAUGUGAGGCUGAACCGCCGCGCUGCGCUUCGUGCUCCCCGCACAGGAAACAUACGGGUGAACGGCCGUUCAAGUGCCACUGCGGUCGUUUGUUCUCACGCUUGGACAACGUUCGGCAACACGCUACGACAGUGCAUGCAGAUGAUGCCGAGCUCAACACCCAGAUGAUGACGGAGCUCACUGCUCUGCACAACCAACUCUCCGCGUCAACCGCCCAGCGACAAGUGGCCAUGGGCAUGGUCGUCAAAGAAGACUCGGAUGCGCCUCCCCGCAAACCCAAAGCGCCAACAGAUCCCAACAAGCCCAGAGCUGUUCGAAGGGCCAAGGCUAAAGCCAAGAGGGCGAGGGAGGGGGCAGCUUUAGAAUCCGCUGCCACCGAUGCAACCGCCGAGCCGCUUACUGAGUCGCCCCUUGCGGUGACCGCGGGCCUUGGCGGAUCUGAGGGCCAGCACCACGACAGCCCGACGCGUGAUCGGCCCAGUCAGGCUGAUAAUGAACAAGGCGGGAACAGCACCGAGUUUCAUCAUUCCGACAUGGGCCAAACCUCGCCGCCGCCGCCUCCACAGGCUCUAUCCGCCGCUGCUCCCGCAUUGCAACAGCGCUUCAUGUCUGGACCAUAUCCGCCGUCGAGUGGUGGUCACUACCCGCCUGCAGCGUCGUACAACUCGUACGCCUAUGAUCAAGGGCCCGCUUCCUCCUUCGCUGGAUACGGCAAUCCUUCGUCGCCUCAGAACGGUCUUGGCACUCACCUGACUUCGGGCUCUCCUCCGUUACGCCGGCGAAUCGCGCCUCCGCAACCUCCGGUCCCGGCGCCUCCUACGACUGCUACGAGCCGAUUCAACACCUACAAUGCACCAUAUUCAUAUUCCCAUCAACAAAUCGGUCCCAGCACUUCCGCGGCAUCUCAUUCGUCUUCGACCCCACCCUCACCGCCAGGAUCGUUGUCCGGGUCGCGCAGUGGAGUAACUUUGCCCUCGAUAUCCAACUUGUUGCCGUCGCCAUUCGGAUCCACGCGAGACGUUUCCGAGGACGUUCAGCCUCCUGGAUUCAAUGGCUCCGAGGAGAAAACAAAUACAUCGAGUCAGCACGCGGUUGAAGGACCUGGUAACGCACGGACCGGCGCCGCUCACGCCGGCCGAGGUCCUCCCGUCAUGGGCAGCAGCAACUAUUCGUUGUCGGGCGGUGGGAACGGAACCCCCUAUUCUAGCGAUUCGCCGACUUUGCAUAAUCUCGCGGCCGGAAUGACGUCAUCGGCGCAGAACCAGACAAACGCCUACGACUACCCGGAAAGUCAUACCCAUGUCAAUUACGACACCGUGUAAGCCGCCAUUGCUGUGCAUGUGAUGGAAGUGAAUUCUCAGACCGUUUACGCUUAUCUGAGUUCGCUCCCUUUCUUUCUCAAGCCCUUAUCACGAUGGAUCCGAAGCUGGAGUCAUGCAAAGCGCAACCUACGCUUACGGCAACAGCGGGCACGCCACUUUGCCGUCUCAUCAAUACCUCAAGCAUUUGCAAUCCCAGCAGGGCAUCUCUUCCGGCCUCGCACAUCACCAACCCCAGCCUGCGUCAUAUCAUCUUGCACCACCGCCGCACCACGCCUUGACAUCUUACUCGGCCCCCGGAAGUGGCUCCAACUCAUUCCAAGACCACGAAGCCGGCUCGAUGGGCGCUUCUGAUGGCCACUAUUACGGCGCCGGUACUACAAGGCUGUACAGUCCAAAUUCACGCGAGUCGAGCGAGAGGAGCUCGAUCGGAUCCUGGGCUCCGCCGCCACCGUCUGUGCAUCAGAACCAUGGAUACCAAGGGGCGAGUGGUAUGCAAAUGGUCGAUCACCACGCCGAAGGCAUGAACGCGCCGCGCAGAGGCGUUGGCCUCGGCGGACUAGGUGCCCGGCCGGCACUUGAGGACGAUAGGCAGUGGCGACGCGCAAGCGGCCCUCAGGCUCGGUAG
Molecule: messenger RNA, 2270 nt
Organism: Microbotryum saponariae
Lineage: Eukaryota; Fungi; Basidiomycota; Microbotryomycetes; Microbotryales; Microbotryaceae
Source: the annotation of a GenBank genome assembly